Molecule: messenger RNA, 1483 nt
Organism: Drosophila sulfurigaster albostrigata
Lineage: Eukaryota; Metazoa; Arthropoda; Insecta; Diptera; Drosophilidae
Product: fibroleukin-like
Exons: 3
Coding region: 22-1401 (459 amino acids)
Source: RefSeq, a predicted model, not a curated record
CGAGCAGUCGAAAUAUUCAAAAUGUGCAAAAUAAAAAUUAAAACAGUUCUUUUCUUAACAGUACUUGAAAUAUAUUUGGUGGCCACAACUGCCUUCGAAGAGACGUGUGAAUCCGAUCGACAAAUGGAAGAAAUGUGCAGCAUUCAUAACUACAAAACAGUGAAACCUUUGCUCGAUUAUUUUAGACAGGUUAGAAAUGAGUUAGAACAAAGUGAAUCUAAGGAAAAGCAUUUAAAUGAAUUAAAUUCUGAUCUUAUGGAAAAGUAUCAUGAAAUUGUGAGAAUUCAUGAAAAAUUCAUGAAGGAGGCAGCUCUAUUAGAUGAAUAUAAAAACGAAGUAAUUAAAGGGAAAAACGAUUUGAAAUCGUGUCAAAAUAAAGUUGAUAAAUUCGAAUCUGAAAUUAAUUCAAAACAAAAUAUUAUUGUUAAAUUAGAGGGAAAGUUAACAGAAAAAUCCACCAACUUAGAAAUUUGUCAAGUUCAAUUAAAAUCUCUCAAAUCUAGUUUAAUUGACAAAGAUGAAAAAAUAAAGAGAAUUAGUGAUAAUAUUCAAAAUAACACAGAACAUCAGAAAACACUUGAAGUGCAAUUAGAGAAGAGUAAAUCUAAAUUGAUAAAGCAGGAUGAAGAUAUUCAGUUAUGCCAAUCUAAAAUUGAUACGUUAAAUCGGACAUCAGAAAACAUCAGAGAACAGCAGAAAAGAAUUGAAUUGCAACUAAAAGAUAGUCAAACUAAGUUAAUAGAUAAAGUUAAAGAAAAUCAGUUAUGUCGAGCUGAAGUUGAUAAGUUAAGUCUCACAUCUUGCAUCCCAUUUGGAGAUUCAGAUGUUCAUCAACUCAAAGUUUCUGGCAUAGGUUUCUUCGAUGUUUUAUGCGAUAGUCAGUUAGCUGGACCUGGAUGGAUUGUAAUACAACAACGAGUUGGGGGAAAUGAGGAUUUCAAUAGGGAUUGGGCAACGUAUCGCAAAGGUUUCGGUUCUUAUAAGAAUGAUUUCUUCCUGGGACUCGAGAAAAUACAUCGUAUCACCAGUUUGCAGCGAUUCGAACUUUACAUACAUUUGGUUGCUGUGAAUGGAAGUACCUACAACGCUCGUUAUGACGAGUUCAAAAUAUCUGAUGAACACAGUGGAUAUAAACUGAGUUUGGGUAAAUUCGAUGGAACUAUUAAUGGGGAUGCGAUGAGAGUCAGCGAAAACAUGAAAUUCUCAACAUUCGAUCGCGACAACGACAUUGGUUUCGGUAAUUGCGCGGUAUAUUGGGGAAGUGGCUGGUGGUACAGGAUUUGUUAUGAUUGUAAUUUAAAUGCACAAUAUAGGCGAGAUCUAUAUUGGUGGGCGAAAAAUAAAAUCGAACUUAAAGAAGCUAAGAUGCUAAUUCGCCCCAAAGAAGCGAUGAAGAAGUGAGCAAUUGAAGAGCUUAAAUUCUCUCAAUUAUGUAAUCAUUUAUAUAUAAUUGGUUGAUUAAAAUUUUGCGUUCUAAAUAAAA